Messenger RNA from Hemibagrus wyckioides, 1499 nucleotides. Its product is annotated as trypsin-1-like. Gene Ontology annotation, biological process: proteolysis. The record is from RefSeq and is a predicted model, not a curated record. Lineage: Eukaryota; Metazoa; Chordata; Actinopteri; Siluriformes; Bagridae. The transcript has 6 exons. Gene Ontology annotation, molecular function: serine-type endopeptidase activity. Bases 94 to 1020 code for a protein of 308 amino acids.
GUUUUCAUCUGCUUGGCAUAUACUACAAGAAAUUUAGAGACACAUGACAUCAAGACACAGAAGACUGUCUGAAACCGGAGCAGACACAAGAGCAUGGGGAUUAAUUUGUGGAAAGUCGUGUAUUUUGUGAGUGCUGUACUCCUUAAUUCUACAGGCUCACUCGCCCAGCUGGAUGUGUGUGGUAAAUCUCCAUUAAACUCCAAGAUUGUGGGUGGUGUAGACGCCUCUCCUGGGACCUGGCCUUGGCAGGUCAGCUUUCAAAUAGGUGGCAAGCAUUUCUGUGGAGGCAGCCUGAUUAACGAGAACUGGGUCUUAUCAGCUGCUCACUGUUUCCAAAGUGUUGCUGCAUCUAAUGUCAAAGUCUUGCUAGGACUGGAAAAUAUACAGGGGACUAACCCAAAUAAGCAGCAGAGAAGCGCUAGUAAAAUUAUCAACCACGAAGGCUUUAAUGAAAGCAAUACCCUUUACAAUGACAUUGCACUGGUCCAGCUCUCCUCUUCAGUGACGUUUAAUAAUUACGUCGUGCCGGUGUGCCUCACCGCAACCAAUAGCACUUUUUCUUCUGGUACUAAUGUCUGGAUCACAGGAUUCGGUAGAGCCGGUUAUAAUGUGGAUCUGCCAUCCCCUCAAACCCUGCAGGAGGUGCAGGUGCAGAUUGUCAGUAACAGUGACUGUGCAAAAGUUUAUGGAGCUAAUGUUAUCUUAGACUAUAUGAUAUGUGCUGGCGUACCUGAUGGAGGAAAAGACUCAUGCCAGGGUGAUUCUGGAGGUCCAUUGGUGUUGAAGCAAAACACAACCUGGGUUCAGGCUGGGAUUGUGAGCUUUGGCAGUGGCUGUGGUAACCCUAAUUCCCCCAGUGUGUACACCAGAGUGUCUUAUUUCCAAGACUGGAUUAACAACAACGUCAACAGCAACAAACCUGGAUAUAUGUCAAUCAGCAGUCAUGCCUCCCCCAAACUUUUCUGUCUGUUCCUUCUUUCCCACAUCAUCCUGUGCCUUCUUUUCCUUUCUAUAUUCUAGAGAUAUCAGUCAAAUUCACCAAACAAGCACAAACAAAAGGUGUAAGCUGACAUUACUGUAUAUUAUUUAUUGCAGUUUACCUAUUAUAUUAUCUAUUGUGUCUUACAGAAGAUCCACACUUAACUUUUACUGGAGUACACAACUUUAUUUUCUGCAAUACAUUUUAAAAGGUCAAGUUUAAGCCUAGUUUCAAGUCAAGUUUAAGCCUCUAACAGAAGGAGUGAGCUAAGAUUACUGUAUGCUAGACAUUUUAUCUAUCCUACAGAAGAGCAAUACUUAGCUUUUACUAACUUACCAUCAGUACUUAUUUUGAGUAAAUCAGUUUGUUUGUAUAGUCUAUAGAUAGAAAGUUGUUCGCAACUAGUUGGCUAGUUGCUCUCUGCAUCAUCUACAGACAAUUGCUUCAUUCUCUUGCUUUCUUGCACCCCCGUCUAUGUUGCAAAAAUAAAGUCCAUACACAUAUAUGUUACAUUAAAAAC